AUUGUGUAGAGGGUAGCAACAGUUGCCCCGGUGAAGGCUAGGCGCCAUAGUCACGGUAGUCCUGGCGACAAGAACCAAGCAACGGGAGUCAACAACAACAACCAAAAUCUAAAGGGGAAAAAAACUUUAACGACCAAAAAGGACAAUACUGGGAUAAAACAGAACUACUGCCUCAAAGCCUUGGUUGCCAUGGCAACUUCUGGAUACUCAGAGGACCUUCAGCCUCAGCAGGCCAACUCGGUAACCAUAGCAACACCUGCUGCCACCACGCCCUCAUCCGCAAAGACUGCACACUUCCUGUCCGAGAUGCCCCCAACCUCUGGAACCAUUUCAGCCGCUAACCAAUCAGCCACCGCCUCUAAAUCAGGACAGGAUGCACUUUGUUCUCAAGCACCUCCCACCCAGGCCCAGAGCCACAAGGCAGUGGUUCUGACUACUCCCACGCAGCACUACGUAACCUCUGAUAUCCAGCAGUCUGUAGUCCAGAAGAGCAAUGGUCAAAGCAACUCGCCCCAGUACAUCAUAGUAACCGUUACAGAGGGCUCUGUUCACUCCAAUGACAGCCUGUCAGAUUCCAGCCCGCCUGCCCCCGGUGUUCCCACUCAGGUGGUCCAACCAGUGCAGACCACCUCACAGCAGAGGUCAGUGUUGCAAGCAGUAACGCAGGCUGCCAAGAGGAUUCAGACAGGCCACAUCAACAGCCUUCAGUCUGUGCACGUUAACCCGGAGGUGGAGCAUGUGUACUCUGGACAGGUGCAGUAUGUGGACGGGGCAGGAGACACAACUUUUACCACGUCCACCAUUCGAUCGAGCAGCUACCCUUUCUCCGACUCACCCCUCUACUCGCAGACCCCUCCCCCGUCCUCCUCCACCUUCUACGAGGCCACGACCAGCUCUGAGUCAGACAUCUCUGCAUCCGUGACCUCACAGCCGGUUUCUGUGGCAACAGCGGGAGCGAAUAGUGGGGCAACUGCUGCGGGUGGAGGAGGCUACAUCAUCCAAGGAGGUUAUGUGUUAGGAGGAGGAGGAGGGGGAGGCGCAGCAGCGGGUGGAGGAGGACAGAGUUACUCCAGCCCUAACUCUCGUGCCCCUCCUGCGACUGUGCAGUGGCUGUGCGAUAACUAUGAGGGGGCGGAGGGGGUGAGUUUACCUCGCUGCACCCUCUACUACCACUACCUGCUGCACUGCCAGGAGCAGAAACUAGAACCUGUUAAUGCUGCGUCCUUCGGCAAGCUCAUCAGGUCUGUGUUCAUGGGGCUACGCACACGGAGACUUGGAACCAGAGGGAACUCCAAGUACCACUACUAUGGCCUGAGAAUCAAGUCCGGUUCCCCUCUGCUCAGACUGAUGGAUGAACAGCAGCACAUGGCGAUGAGGCAGCAGCCCUUCUCACAGAAAAACAGGAUAAAGCCACUUCAGAAGACACAGGGAAUCACCAAUGGGACGUCAGGUGGGGGAGGUCAACAGCAGGGAGGAGCACUUUGUGAUAUUUCUGCACAGGUGCAACAGUACCAGCAGUUCCUAGAAGCAUCCAGGCCACUGCCAGACUUCGUGGACAUGGAUCUGCAAGAUCAAACCCUGCCUGAUGGGAUACAAUUAGAACACCUCAAGGCCUUUCAGUCUCUGUACAGAGAACACUGUGAGGCUGUUCUCGAUGUGAUGGUCAACCUUCAGUUCACUCUUGUGGAGACAUUGUGGAAAUCCUUCUGGAGGUUCAGUCAGACCAAUGAUACAGAAUCACUCAACCUCAACAAUGAGUCUGAGAAACGCUUGCCCAAAUCCUGCCUGGUGGUGCUGUGUAAGUUUGAGCCGGUGCUACAGUGGACAAAAGAGUGCGACAACCUGCUCUACCAGACUCUGGUGGAGAUCCUCAUCCCUGAUGUGCUCAGACCGAUCCCAAGUGCCCUGACUCAGGCCAUCCGUAACUUUGCCAAGAGCCUGGAGAACUGGUUGACAGGCGCCAUGAUGAACAUCCCAGAGGAGAUGGUUCGCAUAAAGGUAGUGUGCAUAUGCUCCUUCUCCCAGACGCUGCGCCGCUACACCAGCCUGAACCACCUGGCCCAGGCUGCCCGUGCCGUCCUCCAGAACUCGGCUCAGAUCAACCAAAUGCUCUCCGACCUCAAUCGGGUGGAUUUCACUAACGUGCAGGAGCAAGCAUCCUGGGUUUGUCAGUGUGAAGACCGUGUGGUCCAGAGACUGGAGCAGGACUUUAAAGCCACCCUGCAGCAGCAAAACUCCCUGGAGCAGUGGGCUACCUGGCUGGAUGGCGUUGUAAGCCAGGUCCUGAAGCCCUACGAGCAGAAUCCUGCCGCCCUGCCCAAGGCCGCCAAGGUCUUCCUGCUCAACUGGUCCUUCUAUAGUUCUAUGGUAAUCCGGGAUCUGACUCUGCGCAGCGCUGCAAGUUUUGGCUCCUUUCACCUGAUCCGCCUGCUGUAUGACGAGUAUAUGUACUACCUGAUAGAGCACAGGGUGGCCCAGGCCAAAGGGGAGACACCCAUAGCAGUCAUGGGAGAGUUUGCCAGCACCAUCAAGAGCCGAAUCUCUCCAGACAUGGAGAAAGAAGAGGAGGAGGACGACGAGGAGGAGGAGAGCGAGGAGGAGAGCGGAGACAUCGUGCUGCAGUCCAGCUCUCUGAGCACGGUGGACGAGGAGAAGGAGGUGAUGGAGCCGCCCACCAAGCAGCCCAGGACAAACUUAAACCUGCACAGUCUGACUGAGACCCACAGCACAGCACCUUAGCCAGUCACCUCUGUGAAUAGCUCAACACCCGACACACACACACACACACCUUCGCUUUACAUUUAACAUCAUGUCAUCUGCUGUCACCCUGCGUUCGCAUCGUGUGUGGUCGUUUGGUGUGUUUGCAACAUGUUUGAAAGUGGGAGAGCCCUUUGCCAAUUUUAUAUUUUGUGUUUUUGUGAUGCCAUUGUUUCUCUCUUUGCCUUCGCCGAAUCAUCGAAAGACCUCCCCUUGUUCCCUGUGCCUUUCCCAGUCUGUUCACUCCUGUCCAGCCUAAACUAUAUAUACAGUGUAUUGUUGAUUCCUUCGUGGCCUUAACCGGCCUUAACCACUGACCUGAUUGCUGUGGAGACGUGACUCAAAUACAUCACUUACAUUGCCUUUAAUGCAAUGACUAUGCAGGAGUGCUGGACUUUAAUUAAUGGCCCUGUCUGAAAUAUACGUAUUUUUAAAUCUAAGAGUAGCAUCUGGGAUGAUACUGGGCUGUGAUCUGAUGGCACACGGAUGUUGGUUGACAGCUGUUUGUGCACGCCAUAUUUGACUUUCCUGAUAAUCUGGCCAACUGAUACUCUGUGCCUUUAAGAGAUUUCGAGCCUGGAAAAAAAAAAAAAAGCUUGUGUUCUAUAUAUUCUGUAUUGGUGGAUUAAUAAAUGAAGGUCCUGUGAAGUUUCGGUGUUGUCAUGAAGUUUUACUAGCUGUUAAAAAAAAAAAUGUUAUAGUGAGAGUCCAGCCUUGUUGUGACUGAUCCUGCCCAGUUUGUUGUUGUUCAUCCAUUCAUCAUCCAUCCAUUUUUUUUUUUCAUGCUUCAAAGACAAACUGCACCACACACAUUUUUGUAGAUGCUGUGCAAGCGCAAGUGGGCCACAGCUCAAGGCCAAAGCUUAUCCCACCUAAUCGGCGGCGUUUACUUUGCUGUAACCAUGGCAACCUUUGUACCAGCUAGAUGUACCAGCUACAGUUAUCUCAGAGUUUUUGUAGUGUAAAAGUAGAUGUUUAUUUUCUCAGUAUCUCUGCUGAACAUAACUGUAGAUAAUCUUUAUUGCGUACCUUCUUGUCAACGUGGUGGUAUAGCCUGAAUCUUUAUAUGUCGUUUGACCAUUAUUGCCUUAAGAAAUGUUUCACGGUAUGUCCGCCAUCCAGAGUAUUGAGCUAUAUUUUUUACUGUGACAACGAUGGGCCGAGCAUGUGAUUUAGAUGGUCCCCUUCCAAAGAGCACACGCUCCAGCAGCAGCUUCUCACGUGGCACGAGCCGCGUUGAUCUCGUGAAAAGCGGCGGAAGCUGGCACGCGAUGGAAACAACAGAAAAUAUUCUAGUCGUAAUGGGAUGUCCCCUCAGGACCAUCUGACGUCACCAAAGAGAACCACACAGAAAACCAACGGUAUGUUAACCCAUGCGUGAGAGCAGACCGCAAAAUCAACUGCUAACUGCCAUGCCCUGGAAAUUGUGACUUGGAUUUUGUCCCUAGCUUGUGCUGCAACCUUUUCUAAAUUAGGUCCUCUUGAUGUUUCUACCUUUGUACCUAAACCUGUGAUCAACGUUUGUAGCUUUAUUCUCACUGUUAACUAAAGAGAUUGCUCUCAAA
This is a messenger RNA of Mugil cephalus (flathead mullet), 4322 nucleotides long. It is a transcript of the gene rfx1b, whose product is annotated as regulatory factor X, 1b (influences HLA class II expression). The transcript is spliced from 18 exons. The coding region runs from base 190 to 2739 and encodes 849 amino acids. Gene Ontology annotation, cellular component: nucleus. Gene Ontology annotation, molecular function: RNA polymerase II cis-regulatory region sequence-specific DNA binding; DNA-binding transcription factor activity, RNA polymerase II-specific. Lineage: Eukaryota; Metazoa; Chordata; Actinopteri; Mugiliformes; Mugilidae. The record is from RefSeq and is a predicted model, not a curated record. Gene Ontology annotation, biological process: regulation of transcription by RNA polymerase II.